AUGCAGGUGACUCUCACCCCACCGGUCAACGUCGAUGAGGUGGAUGCCGAGAUCGUCGUUGUGGCAGGAUGCGCGUUGGGAUUCGUGGCCCCCGGUCAGCCACCCCACGUCCUCCACGUGGAUCCGGACACGGAGACGGCCAAGCAUGGGAUUCAGAGCGAUGACUUGCUCUUGUCCAUCGAUGGCCAAGAUAUCUCCCAGCUGGACCAGGACAAAGUAGCCGCCCUCCUCCGGACGGCGAAGUCCCUCGUUUUCGAACGACCGGCUGGCGCCGGAGGCGACGAGGACGGAGGGCAAGCGCGCCCGGCGGAGGAGCCCAAGGCUGCGGAAGCCAGGGCUCCUACCCAGGCUCAGCGGAGUCGCUCCAGAAGGGGCAGAAGACACCGAGAGUCCAAACACGCAGACGACAGGCCGCCUCCUGGCCCUCCCCCGGAGAGCGCGCCGCCCGGGUAUCCCCCGGUGCAGCCGCCUCCCUGGGGCGUGGAAAGGGGGCCUGGUUGGCCUCCCAUGGGCAGUCAGCUCAGAGGUCCUCCUAGCGGUUGGAUGGGCAACGCCCCAUCCCCUUGGCCCGUGCAUCCCGGGCCACCGCCUGCUGGGUAUCCUCCGCCUCGGCCUCCCGAGUCUUGGAGGGGUCCCUACGCGGCAGGGCCACCGCCCUCGCAUCCGCCGCCGCAGCCACGCAAAGGUCAGCGGCUGGAGCGGAACGAGAACGGCGGCGUGAGCAUCGUUGUGAUGCAGGUGCCUCCCGGCGUGAAUAAAAUGGAUGUGCUGAACGAAUACUUCGGCCGCUUCGGGCCGGUUUCUUCUCUGCAGAUCAACCAGGUGCGGCACGAGGCCAUCGUGACCUUUAGCCGGAUGGAAGAUGCGGAGGAGGCCUUGCGGUAUCCGGUGCUCAACGACCCAAGCAUAGGCUUGAGACCGUGGCGGGCGAAGGCCGGUCAGCGGGCUCCGGACGAUGUGCCCGCUGAGGUGUCGCCCACCAUAGUAAAUACACCCGUUGUGCCCAGUAUACCCAUCAUCGCCACUGGCAACAUGACCUUGGAGUCCAACCGAGUGUUGGAAGCCAAGCGAAAACGAGAGGAGCUGCAGGAUCGCCGGAAGGCUUUGCUGUCGAGCCUCACGGAUCAGCUGAAGGCCGUCCUGGCCAGGAUCAGCGACCCAGCGACCUCGGAGCGAAAUAGGGAGCAGCUUCAGACCAUUUUGGCGAAUAUCAAAGACAAGAUCAAUGCGCUAACCCCGCCGCAGAAGGAGCAGGAGUUGGCCAAGCGGCGGCUGAUGCCUCCAGCGCGGCCCAUGGCUCCAUACCAGACGAAGUUGGACAAUCGUCCAAGACCCGCCACGCUGCUUUUGUCCAAGCUUCCCGCGGAGAUGCAAGGUCCCGAUGGGGAGGCUCAGUUGCGAGAUGCCCUUGGCGAAAGCGUCGAAUGGAUCCGGGACUGGUCCGACGAUGGAUGCAGCUGCACCGUCCGCUUCCGCGAUCGACGGCAAGCCGAGGCGGCUGUGCAGGGGCAGAAACUCUGGGGCUACGUCGCCAGGAUCCAGGAGGAAAUGCCGCCACAGGCUCCUCACCCGUAUCGGCGGAAGAUGCCGACGCCUAGAUUUAAUCAGCCGCGGCACAUGCACAAGGUGUAUCGGCCUCCUCGCAUGGCCGAAGACAAAGUGCCUGGCACUCCAGAGACAGAGGCCUUCGACUCUGACAUCGAAGACCCAGAGGUCCUCGCCUCCAUGCGUCCAGACGCGACUCUCCAGGAGGAGCUAAGAACAGCCAUGGGCGUCCCAGAGGCUGAUGAUGCAUUGGCCGCGGUGGCCAGCGAUGCAGCCCCCGCGGAGGCGGCCGAGGAAGUGGCCCCGCUAGCUGCAGAAACCACGGCGCCGAGCGAGGUGCAAGAGCCACCGGCGGCGGAUGAGGGAGCUGCUGCCGCGGAUGCGGCGCCGGCGGAGGAGACCCCGCCAGCAGCGGCCGAAGGCCUCGAGGUCCCAGCUGCGGAAGAGCCUCCGGCGGAUCCCGCCGCCCCAGCAGAGGCGGCCGCGGACCCGCCGCCGACGAGCGACGCAGAGCAAAAGACGGCAGAGGCGCCUGUGCCGGCCGCCGAGGUCGGCGAAGCAGCAGCGCCGGCUGAAGGGGCCAGAGAAGUGCCCUGA
Molecule: messenger RNA, 2142 nt
Organism: Symbiodinium sp. CCMP2592
Lineage: Eukaryota; Dinophyceae; Suessiales; Symbiodiniaceae
Source: the annotation of a GenBank genome assembly